Messenger RNA from Felis catus (domestic cat), 1046 nucleotides. Its product is annotated as homeobox protein MIXL1. NCBI's taxonomy places the organism in Eukaryota, Metazoa, Chordata, Mammalia, Carnivora, Felidae. The coding region runs from base 1 to 918 and encodes 305 amino acids. Gene Ontology annotation, cellular component: nucleus. The transcript has 3 exons. The record is from RefSeq and is a predicted model, not a curated record. Gene Ontology annotation, molecular function: DNA-binding transcription factor activity, RNA polymerase II-specific; RNA polymerase II cis-regulatory region sequence-specific DNA binding. Gene Ontology annotation, biological process: regulation of transcription by RNA polymerase II.
AUGCAAGAGCCAGGCUCCCCUGAGGGUGCGCCUGGGCCUGUGCCAGGGGCCGGGGCUGAGGCUGGGGAGGCCUCCGGGCCUCCAGGGGAGGCCCCCGGUGUUGGGGAGGGCGUCCCGCACCGGGCUGUGGGGACUUCGGGGAGGGUCUUUGGGGGGCGGGGGGCCGUCUGUGGGGCUUGUCUGAGCCCGUUUCUCCUCGGGUCAGGCCCCCCAUCAGCCCGAACGCUCCCGAGGCCCCGGAAGAAGCGCACCGUGUACCUCAAGGAACAGCUGCAGGAGCUGGAGAAACACUUCUGGGCCAACCGGUACCCGAGCUACCAGGAACGCGCGGCCCUGGCAGCCGGGCUCAACCUGGACGAGCACCAAGUGCAGGUGUGGUUCAAGAACCGCCGAGCCAAGCACUCCAGGCUGCCCAAAGGGCGAGGUCAGGGAGCCAGCGCAGCGGCGCCCGGGGGCUGCGGAGCCGGCGUCCCCCAAUGUGUCCCUGCCCCUCCCCCUGUCCUUGUUCCCGCCCGUGUCCCUGAGCACGCCCCCGGUCGGGGUCCCUGUCCCUGCUGGCCCCGCGUUCCCUGGGGGCCCAGGCGCCUGUCACCCCGCUCUGCACAGCCCCCGGAGGAUCCCCCCUGCGGCAGAGCCCGGCACCUGCAGCCUGAGCACCGCCCCGCGGGCCCGGCAGGGCUCCCAGGGGUCCGUCCAGGCUGCACCAACCCCAGCCCCGGCCCCGGCUCCCACCCCCGCCCGGCUUCAGGGAUGCUGCGGCUCAGACAUCUGGCCAGACGCCGGCGGCGUGCUAGCCCCCAAUUUCACAGCGGUUGUCUCCCCCCAAGACCCCUUGGAGGGAUCCCCUUUCCCCUUGAUGGCCCUGUCCCAGGAGGGAGAAGACCCUGCAGAGGACAGAGACUCGGACUCUGCUACUGAAUUUAUAGGCGAAUCUGUCUCCGAAAAGCCCUGCAGUUCCCACGGGGCCAGAGGGGACUAGGGUGUCAUCGGCUUGUGCGCCCAUCGCGUCCACGUGGGUGCGGACCUGGCCGGCGGGUCGGGCUGCA